Molecule: messenger RNA, 192 nt
Organism: Dentiscutata erythropus
Lineage: Eukaryota; Fungi; Glomeromycota; Glomeromycetes; Diversisporales; Gigasporaceae
Source: the annotation of a GenBank genome assembly
AUGAUAUUGGAUAGAAUAUUUGUGGAUAAAGGAUGGCAAACUGUGAAGCAGGACAAAAGUCAAGAAGAGAAUUUGACAAACUCGGAAGAUACACGAAGUGAUCAUGAUAGUCAAAAUGAGACAAAUGAAGAUGAGGGAAUAAUUACAUUAAGUGAUGAAGAAUUUGAAGAAAUUAAUCGAGCUAUUACGUAG